AUGUCGAGCCGUCGUACUCCAACUCGUCGUGCCCCCGUGCCUCGUGCUCCGCCCAACACUCCGCAGACGCCGAGAAGAGGAGCCGCCCCGGCUGCUGCCGCCCCUGCCAGAAGGUAAGAGUUGUUUUUUGAUGGAAAGAAAGUUUUUACAGUUUUGGAAUUUUUUGAAUUUUUUGUUUUGUAAACAAAGUUUUUGCAUUUUUUUAUUUUUUCUUUUUCAGAAGUGUUCGCUUCCGUGACGAGGUGGACAUUAUUCCGGACGAGCCAACACCGCGCAGAGGAAGAGCCGCAGCUCCAGCUAGAGCAGGACCAUCUCCAAGACGUCAGGCCUUAGCUCGUGCUCGUCCCCGUGAUGCUCGUGGUCGUUUUGUAGCCGCUGGUGGUGGUGGGUAAGUAUUGUUUUUUGAGUACUUGGUACUGUUUAGGACUAUGGCACUUUUGACAAUUUUUUUAGUUGUGGUGGUACUAUAUAGUAUAGUGCAGUAUAGAAUCAAGUACCAGAACUGUACUUUCUUGAUUGAUGUUUUUUAUUUUAGUGGAGCUGCCCGCGGAGGUGGUGCUCGCCGUGCUCGUAGUGCAUCAGCACGAGUCAGUUACGAGAUGAACCGUGACGAUCUGAACAAUGCUCGAUAUCUCAGUGACAGCGAGUUGAGUGAUGAUGAUGCGUAAGUUUAUUUUCACAUUGUGUGUUGCUAUAUACGGGGAUAUAGUUUUUUGAUUUUGGUGCUAUAUAGCACUAGUAUCCAUAUAAAUGAUACUUUAUAGCACUAGUACUCUUAUAGAUGGUACUAUAUAUCACUAGUAAGCUUGUAACCAUUUCUUGAAAAGGUGCCAGUAUGAAAGUAAAUUACUAUGACAAUACUGUUAUGAUCUCUUAAAUUUUAGUCCAGGCCCAAGUCGUCGUAGGUCAUCGUCUCGUCGUCGUGAUUCAUCGCCUAACUCGGCCAGCUCGGACGAAGAGACUCCUCGUCGCGGUGGAAUGCAAAGUACUCCCAAGUCUUCGAGGUCUGCUCGUGCUCGUCCCAACCCCGACGGAACACCACGGUAAGCUUACUGUAUUAUUGUGUUUAGUAAAGGUUUAGGCCUAGUUUUAGUUGUUUUAGGCUUGGUACGCUUAGUGUAAGAUUGGUUUUGUAGCUUAGGGUUAACUUAGGCUUAGCUUAAGUUUUGGUUUUAUAGCAUAGACAGGCUUAGCUUAGGUUUAUUACGAAUAGUUAGAUUAGGCUUAACAUAUUAAAGUUUUGUCGUUUCUACGUCAAUACUAAUACUAAUGUCACCAUUUUCAGCCCACCCCCUCGUCGCCGCGGCUAG
Molecule: messenger RNA, 1310 nt
Organism: Bursaphelenchus okinawaensis
Lineage: Eukaryota; Metazoa; Nematoda; Chromadorea; Rhabditida; Aphelenchoididae
Source: the annotation of a GenBank genome assembly